AUGGAUCUGUGGCGGGGUUACGGCUACUACCCACCGUCACUGGCCGCCGCAUCGUCCGCUGGCUCAUUGCCGCCACCACCUCCGUCGACGGCACAUUUCGCUCCGACCUUCGUUACUUCAACACCCUUUGGUUCACCACUUACCUGCUCGGCAUUUCCCAUUGACAAUGGUCAUACUGGUGUUAAUCAGCUCGGUGGUGUGUUCGUCAACGGUCGACCGCUUCCCGAUCAUAUCCGGGGACGAAUCGUUGAAAUGGCACAUCAGGGCGUUCGACCAUGUGACAUUUCCAGGCAGUUGAGAGUGAGCCACGGAUGCGUCUCAAAGAUUCUCGGGAGGUUUUAUGAGACGGGAUCUGUUAAACCCGGCGUUAUUGGUGGUUCGAAGCCAAAAGUGGCCACCCCAAGAGUUGUCGGUUGCAUAGCUGCAUACAAAAGGGCGAAUCCCACGAUGUUCGCAUGGGAAAUACGUGAGAAACUUCUGCAGGUAGAGUGA
This is a messenger RNA of Haemonchus placei, 492 nucleotides long. NCBI's taxonomy places the organism in Eukaryota, Metazoa, Nematoda, Chromadorea, Rhabditida, Trichostrongylidae. The record is from the annotation of a GenBank genome assembly.